AUGGCCGACCGCAAGAAUCAAGGGCCAGGUCACGCGGCGGGGAAGAAGCCCCCGAACAACGGGAAGACCAACCUGCCCUCUGUCUUCAAUCGCUCUAUGACGGUGAAUUCCUCCGCCUCCUCGGCGGCGGCGGCGGCGGCGUUGAACAAACCGCUGUACGGCGUCUACACCGCGCCGGCCUUCCAGCGCAACGGCUCGGUCAAGGGCUCCUACGGCUCCACGGCGUCCGCCGGAAAUUCCUUCUCCGACAAGGUCAGGAAAUUGUGCUCCAUUUUCGAAUCCCCGAAACACCCCUCGCCCGGCCAAAAUUCAGAGCCCCUGCAGCCGCCCACCUCCGCCAAAGCUCACGAGGCGUUGACGGAUUAUCCGAGCGCAGUUGCCAAGAUUGCGUCUCCCAUUGUCCAUCUUCCGGGCACAGAAGACAGGGUCGUAGUCUACUUCACCAGCCUUCGAGGAAUUCGGAGAACCUUCCAGGAUUGCCACAAUAUAAGGCUGAUCUUGAGAGGGUUUCGGGUGAAUCUGGACGAGAGGGACAUCUCGAUGGAUUCUGCCUACAGGAAGGAAUUGCAGAAGGUGCUCGGCCAGGAUAGCGUAAGCUUGCCUCAGGUUUUCAUUAAAGGGAGAUAUAUUGGAGGAGCUGAGGUGGUAAAGCAUAUGCUCGAGGUGGGUGAGCUGGCAAGGAUGAUUAAAGGGCUCCCUUUGCGCGCAAUGAAACCUUGCGAUGCAUGUGAUGAUUUCAGGUUUAUUCCGUGCACGAAUUGCGAUGGAAGCCGAAAGUUGUUUGAUGAGUACGAGGAGCAGCCAAGAAGGUGCCCUGAAUGCAACGAGAACGGGCUCGUGAGAUGUCCCUUGUGCUGUGCGUGA
Messenger RNA from Striga asiatica, 864 nucleotides. Lineage: Eukaryota; Viridiplantae; Streptophyta; Magnoliopsida; Lamiales; Orobanchaceae. The record is from the annotation of a GenBank genome assembly.